AUGCCGUUCCUCAGGAUUACUUAUGGCACUUUUGGACAGCUGCGCAGCUUCGCUACGUCAUCUGCCCUUGGAAAGAGAGUUAAAUCAUUCGCGGUAUAUCGAUGGAAUCCCGAUGAGCCCGACAAAAAGCCCUACACUCAGAACUUUGAAGUGGAUUUGGACGACUGCGCGCCAAUGGUGCUUGAUGCUUUGCUAAAAAUUAAAAAUGAAAUAGACCCAACCCUUACCUUCAGAAGGUCCUGCCGUGAAGGAGUGUGCGGAUCGUGUGCAAUGAACAUCGACGGAGUUAAUACUUUGGCUUGCAUAAGUCAUAUUGACCAAAACUUGUCUAAGCCCUCAAAGAUUUAUCCAUUACCACACAUGUACGUAGUUAAGGACCUGGUUCCCGAUCUGAGCAAUUUCUACCGUCAGUAUCAGUCCAUCGAACCUUGGCUCCAAAGGGACAAUGAGGCAGCAAAGGGGAAAGAGACCCAAUUACUUCAAGAUGUUGAGGACAGAGCCAAACUGGAUGGUCUGUAUGAAUGUGUACUGUGCGCAUGUUGUUCUACCAGCUGCCCUUCAUACUGGUGGAAUGGUGACAAGUACUUGGGACCCGCUGUGCUCAUGCAGGCAUACCGUUGGAUCAUAGAUUCUCGUGAUGAUGCCACUGGAAAACGUCUUUCUAAACUGAAAGACACUUACUCUGUGUACCGUUGUCAUACAAUCAUGAAUUGCACGAGAACUUGUCCGAAAGGAUUAAAUCCAGGACGCGCAAUUGCCCAGAUAAAGACAUUAUUGUCUGGCAUGGUCAAAAAACAACCACCGAUCAUGGACCCUGCUGGUCUACAGAAACAGGCUGCAAGCAAUUAA
This is a messenger RNA of Leptosia nina, 849 nucleotides long. NCBI's taxonomy places the organism in Eukaryota, Metazoa, Arthropoda, Insecta, Lepidoptera, Pieridae. The record is from the annotation of a GenBank genome assembly.